GCGCGGGGAUACAGGCGUGCGUGGAAGGCGAUGAGAGGAGGCGGAGGAGGAGGAGGAGGAGGAGGAUGAAGAACGAGGAGGGGAGAUGACGGGUAUCUCAGUGAUCCAUGGAUCAGCGGCAUCAAGAGCCCUCUUUUUUGCAGUAGUAUCGUUCGCUGAUGCGUCUAUAUCAAUCCGCGGACGUCUUCGGCGAGGACGACAACCCCGCCCUCUUCCAAACCGGCGACGAGAUGCUGUGCCGUGCUUCCCUUCUGUUGCCGAUUUCCGUCGACGAAACGCGCGGCGGAGUCUCGCGACGGUGUAUUUCACUGCCGCGUUAAAUCUCGAUGCGGGAUGCAUGGGCUGUUGCUGUUCGAGUGCGGUAGGGACGGGAAGGGUCGUGGUAGUUGCUUGUGUGUGGUGGUGAAAAGUGAGAUUUUUGAAGAACUGAAGAAUGCGCGCCAUUUUGAGAGGAGAGGAUGAGCGGUGUUUGAAGUAGAAAGUAGGUGUAGUAGUGUAUGAAGUAGUAAAGAAACCAAACACACGACAGCAAAUAAUCAUAAAUCAGCCUGGCAAUACACACCAACCCCUUUCCCCUUCCUCCUCUCGCCACCAAGCACAUAUCACACCCCCUCCCACUUCCUUUCAAAACGCGCAUUUAAAAACGCGAUUUUGAUCCGGC
Myxozyma melibiosi is the source of this 661-nucleotide messenger RNA. RefSeq lists its product as uncharacterized. NCBI's taxonomy places the organism in Eukaryota, Fungi, Ascomycota, Lipomycetes, Lipomycetales, Lipomycetaceae. The annotation marks the transcript as partial. The transcript has 4 exons. The record is from RefSeq and is a predicted model, not a curated record.